Messenger RNA from Trichomonas vaginalis G3, 1137 nucleotides. Its product is annotated as cysteine-type peptidase protein. The coding region runs from base 1 to 1137 and encodes 378 amino acids. NCBI's taxonomy places the organism in Eukaryota, Parabasalia, Trichomonadida, Trichomonadidae. The record is from RefSeq and is a predicted model, not a curated record. Gene Ontology annotation, molecular function: cysteine-type endopeptidase activity. Gene Ontology annotation, biological process: vacuolar protein processing. The transcript has a single exon.
AUGUUUUUCUUCAUUACUUUAGGAUAUUGUGCUAAAUAUGCAAUCUUAUUUGCAGGCUCCAAGGAUUGGUCUAACUACAGACAUCAAGCAGAUGUCUAUUAUAUGUAUGGAAUCUUAAAAUCUCAUGGUUUUGACGAUGAUCAUAUUUCCAUGUGGACUUAUAAUGAUAUUGCAGACAACGAAUUAAACCCUUAUCCUGGAAAAGUCUUCCAUACCCUUAACAAUACAAAUAUUUAUCCUGGAAAAGAAAAAAUUGAUUUUCUCGGAGAGAACUGCUCAAGCACAAAAUUCAUUCGAUAUCUAAAAGAACUCAACACAACGAAGGAUGAUGAUCUCUUCAUCUUUUAUAAUGAUCAUGGCUCUGCAAAUAUCUUGUCAACCCCUGUUGGCCGUCCCAUUACUACAUAUCAAUUAGGCAAUACAAUUAUUACUAUGAGCAAGACUCGCAAAUUCAGAAAAAUGUUCUUCCUUGUUGAGGCUUGCAACAGUGGCUGCUUAAAGGAUUCUAUUGUAUCACCAAACGUUGCAGUAAUCACCGCAGCUCAAUGCAGCGAAUCUAGCUAUUCAGCGAUUAACAGCAAGUGGGCAGGAGCCUUCUUAUCCAAUGAAUUUUCUGCUUAUGUCAUAAGAGAGAUUGAAAUGAAUCCCACCCACACAAUUAACUCUCUUUUUGAAAAUGUUCAUGAAAAAAUGAGCCAUUCUACUCCAACUAUAUUUGGUGAUAUUCUUGAUACACCAAUUUCCGAUUUUAUUGGCGUUGGACCAAAAAGUUCUAUUAGAAGACAAGCGCUUGACGAAGAAGAUGAAAAAAUUGUACAUGCAGAACUUUAUGCUAAACCAGAAGCUCGCGAAAGGUACUACCAGCACCAAAAAUACAUGAAAUCACUUACAGAAAAGAUGGAAAAUGCAAUCAAUACUAUUGUUAACAAAGUUGCAGGCCAAGAGGCUCCAAUCUUUAUGAAAUUACACGAUUUACCUGAUGUCAGAAAGUGCUACGAACCAGUUUUGGAGGAAUACUUCACAAAGUUUGGUGAAUAUAACCAAGACACAUCAUACCUUAUUACUCCUCUCAAAGCUCUCUGCACAAAGUAUGAUUCUAAGGUUAUCAUUGAUGCUAUUGACACAACCCUUGUUUAA